UCUCAACCGGCGCAUCCUUUUAUACAUCCAUCGCCAGUACGACUGUGUGACAGAAGCCCAUCAGUUGCAUCGUAUCUUGAUGCUAGACUCCACCAUUGGUUUUCAAACGCUGAAUUCGCGACUAGCUCUCGAUUGCCCUACCCCAUCCCACCUCCACGUUCUCCAGAGGUGGCCCAGCCUGGCAUCUGAUCCGCACGAGCUCCGAAAGCUAGCCUUGGUAUUCCUCUGAACACACUUGUACUCUAUCUAGAAGUAUAAAAAUACGUAGGCAAUAUGGCGCGCAUUCACGAUCUUCCCAUCGAACUUCUUUCCGAGAUUACCGGCUGGAUUCCCGACCAGAAAGACCUACUCCAACUUUCCUACGUCUCACAAAACUUCAACGCCGUAGCCAAUCCCCGUCUCUACCGCAUCUACAAUAACUCGGUUCAGAACUGGCAGCCUUUCACGUCUUUCUUGAGAACCAUCGCCAAGCGUCCUGAUUUGGCACGAUGUGUUCAAGAAGUUGAGCUUCGUCCGUGGCGGUCCGAAGCUUCCAUGAAGGCUAUGCGAGCAGUCAUAGAUAUCGCUACAGAAGAUGUGGAGCUAUUUGUAGCUGCUGCAAAACAAGCCAGGGUGAUUGAUAACGAUGCAGAGCUUGGGGACUGGGACGACCAAAUCGAAUGGAAUCGUUACCAAGCUCUUUGCAAGGAAUAUCGAGGGGACGUAGAUGGCGAAGACGUGGAUGUCAUCAAUACAGGGAGGUUAGCACCCUUCGAUACUGUAAUUGCCGGGGGACAAUUCUACACGCAUGCGGAAUACAGUGAAAACAAUUCUGGCGACGGCGAGGACGAGGAAGACGAAACGGACGGUUCAGAUGAAGACGACGAAUUCGACGAAUUUGGCGAUUAUUCUGACUAUGACCUUGACAACGAGCUUCUCCAGGCCUCUAUCUCUGGCUCUCGACAAGAGCGAAUCAAUAGUAGCAGUGUUCACCUUCGGCGAGACGUUGACUGGCUGAGAAUGAUUCAUGCAGGGGUUGAGGAUGCCGAAGUUGUGCUAGUACUUGCUCUGCUUCCAAAACUUGAGCGCCUCAUCACCCAAGGAGCACCGGAUCUUCCACAUCUCGACUGGAAGAAAUUUAUCCUGAACUCGGCGAACCCUUUCCCAGCUUUGCAGUCUUUCUAUAUUCAUCCAGGACCCGAGGGGUGGUCAUUGCAACAGUUUGCCUGUCUAUUCGAUCUGCCUUCGCUACGUAUCCUUCGAGGCUAUUAUGGUGAGGAUCUGAUGGAGUUUAAGCCAGGGUGCUUUUCCAAAUCUUCAUCACGUCUAAUUACUAUUGAUCUGGAUGAAUCCUACAUAAGCGAAAACGGCGCCAGACAGCUUGUAGAAUCAUGUACCGCCCUCAAGACCUUUGGAUAUGGACUCGAAUCCGUAGAAAGCGGGGAAGACAACCCGCCCUUUGCGCCCCGACCCAUAAAACGAAUACUUCGCUCCCAAAAAGAUUCCUUGGAGCAUCUGAGGCUGCUGAAAGUAGAAGAGGUUCCCCCUCUUGAGACAAAAGACUCUUUCCUAGGAUCUUUGCGAAAGUUCGACAAACUCCAGACGAUCUGGAUGAGUUAUGAGGUUCUAAUGGGUCCGGGGUACCUUGAACAUACAGACCCAGGACUUAUACGCUCUUGUCUUUCCGAUAAGUUGCCGUCUUCCAUCGUAUCACUCAACCUCAGCUUCGUCAUUCCUCGUGGCUUCACGCAGUUACUACGCCUAGCCUCUCGCUCCGAACAGUUCCCAAACCUGAAGUUAGUGAACAUAAUGUUGUCGAGCGAAGACGGCAGGUGGUUCCACGACGAACCUCCAGAAGAAGACAAUCCAAGGGAAGCUUUAAUCAGGACUGCAUUUGAAAGUAAAGGCAUCGAGUUUUUGUGUUGUCCCGAAACGGAUGAUGACGUGUUCACGGAGAGGGCGCGCUUGAAUUGGAUCGAGGCUACGGCUUCUGAUGAUGAGAUUCUGCAAGAGAUGGACUGGUAAUACAUUAUCCCGAUGCAAACGCUUUCCUUGUAACGAGUUUCGGGAAUCUGGUUGUGUAUAUUCAACGCAUUCGAGCUGCCAUAGCGCUAAUGACAACCAAACUGGCGAUGCAAUUCGCAUAAAGGCAAGAAACCCAACACAACGCCGAAAUACAUUUUCUUGAUCCAU
Mytilinidion resinicola is the source of this 2172-nucleotide messenger RNA. RefSeq lists its product as uncharacterized. Bases 274 to 2004 code for a protein of 576 amino acids. The record is from RefSeq and is a predicted model, not a curated record. The transcript is spliced from 2 exons. NCBI's taxonomy places the organism in Eukaryota, Fungi, Ascomycota, Dothideomycetes, Mytilinidiales, Mytilinidiaceae.